UCGUUCUUUUAUCAGCGGCUCUGUAGUGCGCUAAAAUUUACCCAGUGAUGUGACUGGUGGCUUAGACUUUAGCGUCGUGUAGCGAUUACUUACUUUUACAUGACAAUCCAAGUCGUACGGCGUAUUACUUUUAUUCUUGUGACAUCGUAGUGAUCUAGAGUAGUGAUUCUAGUCAGUUAAAAUCUCCACAAAAACAACAGGGCUGUGUUCAGUAGACCGGAACUAGAAAGUCAUUGGGAUUUUGCUGAUUGAGAAGCAUCGUAUAUCUACGUACUAUCAUGUUUUGGAGACGAAAUUUGUGCCUUUUGUCGGUUUAUCUGCAGUCUGUUGUAACAGUAUCACCGAGUGGCGGUCCUGAAUGCCGAGAUAUGGGAUUUUAUUUCAGUGUGCUCGUCCGAUUAUGACUGCUAUUGUGCUCGUCCGAUUAUGACUGCAUAUUUUCACAGUUUUUGCUUCCUUUUAAAACAACAAUGGUUACUUACACUGUGUAAGUAGCUAUAAUUGUUUUUGCUUGCUCAGUCGACCAUUUCCUGCAUCGACGGAUGGAUCGGCAGAUAUGUACCAGACUAAUUCACUAAAGAUGACGACGUGUGCAGAGAAGAUAAACAGCAGAUCACAAGCUGUGCGGUUACAGUAUGCUAAGUUGCUAAGUUGACUGAUGCUAACCAACCCACAAACUUGCCGGAAGCCCACAAAACCAUCAAGCCUAGGAAUCCCAAGGAAUUUUUCAGAUUCAGAAUCUCCAGCGCGACAUAUUUGCUGCUGCAGUGAAAGAUACCGGUGCCUCGAGAUAACAGGUUCUUCGUUGCAUGUAUUUGUAAGUGUUUUUCGCCAGUGUUGGGCAACUUUGAAAAUAAUUCGAUUAGUAUGUACAGCGCUUAUCAUGGAACAACACAUCACAGCAUAAUCGUUCCGGGUUCAAAUUCCAAAAAAUACUGCUCAUGCCGGGAUUCGACGAGUGCGAAGCCGCACGAUAAAGUUGCAUGAGUUGCUUUUUAUGAGUUUUUUUCCCCUUAAGUGAUUUAAUAACACCGGUGAGAGGCGAUCAAGAGCAGAAAGCACAACAAUUUUAUAGUUGUAUUGCUGCGCUAUUUACUGGGAAUGGUCUUCAUUUUUUAACCUUACUUGUUAGCAGUUUGUAUUGGACAUUCUUGUACAACUGAUUAUGUUAAGGCAAUACAAAUACGACUACGAGUACAUCACAAAUACAAAAUUAAUACGAAUGCUUUAGCCUUCUGUGCUGCACUCCCAUUAUUGCAUAAUAUCGCAGUGCAUGAUAGACUUCGUUGCCUAAAUUGUCUGCUCUUUCGGGAAGCUAUAUUCCACCAUUAUAUCUCAGUUAUUUCUUAUUCCAUGGGAUUUCGAAUCCUCCCUUGUCCCUUGCGAAUUCACUACACAGAUGCUGACUUUACCGGCCCUGGUCUUGCUGGUAAGUACGUAUCAACAAACAAAGCCGCGUCCAAGACGGGAAGCCGUUGCCAAUCUCUUCCGACUCAACCAUGAGCGUUCCAUGUUAAUUGGACGCUUGCAGGAUGCGAACAUCAUUGUCGCUCAGACUGCCGUGGAAAUCAUCGAUGAAGCGUGCGAUGAGAAGGCCAAUCUGGAUGACUUUGUCGGCCGGGAGAAACCACGAAUGGAGCAUCUCCAUCCCAUGACGGAUUUCUUGACCGCACGCGUUUUGGGUACGAAAGGCGGAUUUGAGAUGAUGAAAGAAAUGGUGUACAUGGAGAUACUGAAAUGGAAGGAUGGCUUCAACAGGCGCUAUGUUGAUAUCGUCGAACAUCUGCUCAGCGCUAAACUGAUGUGCGGCGAUUCCGAACGGUCCAUGUACCGGCAAACUUCGCAAUGUGUCUGCAUGCCGGAGAUUUUUCUACCAGAACAUCUUUACGGUCAGCUAGUGCAGCAUUCCGAAGGAUCGCUACUAAUUCGCGAGGAAAUGCCCCAUUUGGUGAACGUUAUCCGCGCAACGUCCAGUGAGCCAACCAUCAAUACCAAAUCGGCGCUAUGGGCUCUGGGUCACAUUGGCCGAACUGUCGAUGGAAUGGCGAUGCUAAACGAAUACGAUGUGCUGGAUAUGGUCGUUAGUACAGCGGCAGAGCAUCCGAAUUUAUCCGUCCGUGGGACUGCGUAUUUCGUUCUGGGAUUAUGGUCAACAACGAAACGUGGCGCUGAUCUCCUAAAAUCACGCGAUUGGUUGGCCAUUCGGCACAAUCGCCAUGAACUGUGGCCACUGGUCGAUCAGCGGGUGCAGUACACGUGGGACAACGCAUCCGAAUCCAUCACCGCUGCCCUGCCUAGUUUCAAUGCGUCGCCUCGGCCGCAGCGCUUGAUCUCCUUCACCACGGCGCCUGCGCCGUUGUUUGCCGAGAAAGAAGCCAAUGUCUUCUUCACGAAAGAUGGAUGCUAUUUGGAUGGACCGUUACCACACAAAACUAGUCGCGGCGAAUCCGGGUUUGAGUCGUCCGAUGGUCUGGAUUCGGUGCCAGAUGGCAUUGUGAAGGAUCACAGAAUGGAUCGCAGUGCCAGCGCCAAAACGACGGAUACGGCGCUUAGCAGCUUCGGAUCACCGGAUGACUUAACUGAUGGCUCGCCUACUCGGCAGUCGCAUUUUCAGCGCUCUCCGGAAAGCCAUGCUAGUUCGGCAGUCGAGCGUUCCCGUCGCACGCUUCUGCGGAUGAAAUCACAUCGCGAUACAUAUUCAUUUGACGAAGUACGGCAUCGGUCGUCAGCCAAAGAAGAAAAAUACAUCGGGAUCUGUGUGCCAUUAAGACGAAAUAUGUGGCGAAAGCAGCCAGUUCGCAAAUCUGUCCAUAAAGAUGAAUAUAUCGUGGGAAAUCUUGUGACACGGAAGCUGAGCCAUCAGGUUGAUCCCAGAAACGGUUUGGAGCUGCACUCGGUGUCCAACUGUAUCAUGUGCUCAGUGUUGGCCAUGGAUCGGUCAAGGGCGGAAACAGCAGAAAGCCCGGUGGUUCUCAAGCGAAGGGGAAGUUUUGCGAUUCAUUAGCGCCUUGGCGACGCCGCUCGGACACAAGGCGGCGGAACAAGGACUGUUACAGUUGAAGAACCAGCUGGCUGAUUCGUUUCUUGAUCCUUGUCUAUACUCGGAAGUAUGCCACAUUCUCUCAGCGUAUACUUUCAAAUUGUCCAUUCGCCGCAUGAUACAAGAGUUGUUUUUGGAUUUGCCCCUUCAAAAGAGUCCGAAGUGCGAUCUGUGAGCACUCCUGUGCCUGAAGAGAAUUUGAGCAGUGAUGAUGCUCCCCAGAUUGCGGAAUUGGCAAUAUAGUUUUAUUACCAUGUUUCGUUUCUGUGUACUACACGGUCUUACAAGCGUUUUCCAAGUUUUACGCUGCAUUGGCAGGAAAGCAGCUUUAUGCGAUUUUUGCGGUUGACUUUCCGGUUAAAGUUGGUUUGAAAACCGUUUGUUUUAUUGUUUUAUGGGUAAAAAUAUUGAGCGCGUUUCGCAACUUUUGUCGCUGUGUCUCGCGUACUUCCUCGCGUCAGUAAACA
Messenger RNA from Paramacrobiotus metropolitanus, 3507 nucleotides. RefSeq names its product rapamycin-insensitive companion of mTOR-like. NCBI's taxonomy places the organism in Eukaryota, Metazoa, Tardigrada, Eutardigrada, Parachela, Macrobiotidae. Gene Ontology annotation, cellular component: TORC2 complex. The record is from RefSeq and is a predicted model, not a curated record. The transcript is spliced from 9 exons. Gene Ontology annotation, biological process: TORC2 signaling; positive regulation of phosphatidylinositol 3-kinase/protein kinase B signal transduction. Bases 1400 to 3004 code for a protein of 534 amino acids. Gene Ontology annotation, molecular function: protein serine/threonine kinase activator activity.